Drosophila willistoni is the source of this 3016-nucleotide messenger RNA. RefSeq names its product catenin alpha (gene alpha-Cat). The record is from RefSeq and is a predicted model, not a curated record. Lineage: Eukaryota; Metazoa; Arthropoda; Insecta; Diptera; Drosophilidae. The transcript has 12 exons. Gene Ontology annotation, molecular function: structural molecule activity; cadherin binding; actin filament binding. Gene Ontology annotation, biological process: cell-cell adhesion; cell migration. The coding region runs from base 111 to 2846 and encodes 911 amino acids. Gene Ontology annotation, cellular component: actin cytoskeleton; adherens junction; catenin complex.
AGAAAAAUCGGAAGAAAAAAAUUAUCGAAAGAAGGCGUCGUCAUUUUAUGAGAAAUAGCGUUUAAAAAAAAAGUGAUUAAAUCCAUAAUAACUUUUACUUUAUUGAGAAAAUGGGAACGUUAACAGAUUUCGGGCAGAUUGCAUUAAAAUGGGAUCCCAAAAACUUGGAAAUUCGUACAAUGUCUGUGGAGAAAACACUGGAGCCAUUGGUUUUGCAGGUGACAACGCUUGUGAAUACGAAAGGCCCAAGCAAAAAGAAGAAAGGCAAAUCAAAGCGGGCCAGUGCAUUGGUUGCAGCUGUCGAAAAGGCUACGGAAAAUUUUAUUCAAAAGGGGGAUCAAAUUGCAUAUGAAAACCCCGAUAUUACCCAAGAAAUGCUCACUGCCGUGGAUGAGGUUCGCAAAACUGGAGACGCCAUGAGCAUUGCGGCUCGAGAAUUCUCAGAAGAUCCAUGUAGUUCUUUAAAACGUGGCAAUAUGGUGCGAGCAGCCAGGAAUCUCCUUUCAGCUGUAACUCGGCUGCUUAUUCUAGCCGAUAUGGUUGAUGUUCAUCUCUUGCUGAAAUCUCUUCACAUUGUUGAGGAUGAUUUGAAUAAACUGAAGAAUGCAUCGAGCCAAGAUGAGCUAAUGGAUAAUAUGAGGCAAUUUGGACGGAAUGCAGGUGAAUUGAUUAAACAAGCAGCUAAACGUCAACAGGAACUGAAGGAUCCACAAUUGCGUGACGAUUUGGCAGCGGCUCGGGCAAUGCUGAAGAAGCAUUCAACUAUGCUGUUGACUGCAUCUAAGGUCUAUGUUCGCCAUCCAGAGCUAGAUCUGGCUAAAGUCAAUCGGGAUUUCAUUUUAAAGCAAGUUUGCGAUGCUGUAAACACCAUAAGUGACGUAGCCCAAGGCAAAUCAUCUCAGCCUACGGAUGUUUACAGCGGAGCUGGUGAGCUUGCUGCUGCUUUGGACGAUUUUGACGAGGGCAUCGUAAUGGAUCCAAUGACGUACAGUGAGAAACGGUCUCGUCAACUGCUAGAGGAACGCUUGGAAAGUAUCAUAAGUGCAGCGGCUCUAAUGGCGGAUGCGGAUUGUACCAGAGAUGAGCGUCGUGAAAGAAUUGUUGCCGAAUGUAAUGCUGUGCGACAAGCUUUACAAGAUUUGCUCUCUGAAUAUAUGUCCAAUAUGGGACAAAAAGACAAUACCCCAGGACUGGAUCGUGCAAUUGAUCAAAUGUGUCGCAAAACAAGAGAUCUUCGUAGACAGUUGCGUAAAGCUGUGGUUGAUCAUGUAUCGGAUUCAUUUUUGGAAACAACAACACCUUUAAUCGAUUUGAUCGAGGCUGCCAAAUCGGGAAAUGAGAAAAAAGUGCGGGAAAAGGCCGACAUUUUCACUAAACAUGCCGAAAAGCUGGUUGAAGUUGCCAAUCUCGUUUGUAGCAUGUCAAACAACGAAGAUGGCGUUAAAAUGGUUCGAUAUGCUGCCGCACAAAUUGAAAGUCUAUGCCCUCAAGUAAUAAACGCCGCUUCAAUUCUGACUGUGCGUCCCAAUUCGAAAGUAGCUCAAGAAAAUAUGACCGCCUAUCGACAGGCAUGGGAGGUGCAAGUUCGCAUUUUAACUGAAGCCGUUGAUGACAUUACAACCAUUGAUGACUUUUUGGCUGUUUCUGAAAAUCAUAUUCUGGAAGAUGUAAACAAAUGCGUAAUGGCUUUGCAAGUUGGUGAUGCCAGAGAUUUGCGUGCCACCGCUGGGGCUAUUCAAGGACGUUCGGCUCGUGUUUGCAAUGUCGUGGAGGCUGAAAUGGAUAACUAUGAGCCGUGUAUUUAUACCAAGCGUGUGCUGGAAGCCGUUAAAGUUCUAAGAGAGCAAGUUAUGACUAAAUUUGAUCAGCGAGUCGACGCUGCCGUGGAAGCACUUUCAAAUAAUACAAACAAAGAUGUUGAUGAGAAUGACUUUAUAGACGCAUCUCGUUUGGUGUAUGAUGGCGUACGUGAAAUUCGUCGCGCUGUUUUAAUGAAUCGAAGCUCAGAAGACUUAGAUACAGAUACUGAGUUUGAGCCCGUUGAGGAUAUGACAUUGGAGACACGUAGUCGCUCAAGUGCUCAUACUGGUGAUCAGACAGUUGACGAAUAUCCAGAUAUUAGUGGUAUUUGUACUGCUAGGGAGGCAAUGCGUAAAAUGACAGAGGAGGACAAGCAGAAGAUUGCUCAACAGGUUGAGCUCUUCCGUAGAGAAAAACUAACUUUCGAUUCAGAAGUCGCGAAAUGGGAUGAUACUGGCAAUGAUAUCAUAUUUUUGGCUAAACAUAUGUGUAUGAUUAUGAUGGAGAUGACAGAUUUUACCAGAGGACGUGGACCUUUGAAGACCACAAUGGACGUUAUUAAUGCUGCUAAGAAAAUCUCAGAAGCUGGUACUAAGCUCGAUAAAUUGACACGUGAAAUAGCAGAGCAAUGCCCGGAAAGUAGUACUAAGAAGGACUUGCUGGCUUAUUUGCAACGCAUUGCUCUCUAUUGUCAUCAGAUUCAGAUUACAUCGAAAGUCAAGGCGGAUGUUCAGAAUAUUAGUGGUGAACUAAUAGUUUCCGGGUUGGAUAGUGCGACUUCGUUGAUUCAAGCAGCUAAAAAUUUAAUGAAUGCGGUCGUCCUUACCGUUAAAUACUCAUACGUUGCAUCCACUAAGUACACCAGACAAGGAACUGUCACUUCUCCAAUUGUGGUGUGGAAGAUGAAAGCACCUGAGAAGAAACCAUUGGUAAGACCAGAGAAACCAGAAGAAGUCAGAGCAAAGGUUCGAAAGGGAUCACAGAAGAAGGUUCAAAACCCAAUACACGCCCUAUCUGAAUUCCAAAGUCCUGCUGAUGCCGUUUAAGUAGUGUAACAUCUCGAUUUCAUUAAAGUAUUAUAAAAUUAUACAAUACACAUACAUACCUAAAUUAUACAAUAUAAUAUGUAUAUGCACAGACAUAAAUACUGCAAACAUUUCUAUAUGCGCACUAGAACAAAACAGUUGCUUAAUAAAUAAAAAAUAUAUAAACAACA